AUGCUCCCUGCUCUCCGGCAAAUCUCUCGUCCUGCGGCAUUCGCGCUUCGUGCUGCCCGACGGCCAGCAGCAUAUGGAGGUGCUAGGCUUACCCCGUUCACGCGGACGAUUGUCACCAAAAGGUAUACACAGGACCAUGAGGUCGUCGUGUUCGACGACGCUACGAUGAAUGGCACGGUGCACAUCACGAACUACGCCCAGUCGAGCCUCGGGGAUGUCGUUUUCGUCGAGUUGCCUACGGAGGGCACAGAGGUCACUCAGGGUGACCAGAUUGGUGCGGUGGAGAGCGUGAAGGCUGCUUCGGACAUCUAUGCCCCUGUAUCAGGAGUGGUCGAGGAGGUCAACACCAAGCUCGCUGACCAGCCGGGCCUCCUGAACAAGUCACCAGAGGACCAGGGCUGGCUUUGCCGGAUCAAAGUCAAGGAUGCCGCUGAGGUUGAGAAAUUGAUGGACGAGGAGGCAUACAAGGCGCACUGCGAGUCAUGA
Rhodofomes roseus is the source of this 486-nucleotide messenger RNA. Its product is annotated as glycine cleavage H-protein-domain-containing protein. NCBI's taxonomy places the organism in Eukaryota, Fungi, Basidiomycota, Agaricomycetes, Polyporales, Fomitopsidaceae. Bases 1 to 486 code for a protein of 161 amino acids. Gene Ontology annotation, cellular component: mitochondrion; cytoplasm; glycine cleavage complex. Gene Ontology annotation, biological process: glycine decarboxylation via glycine cleavage system; protein lipoylation. The transcript is spliced from 5 exons. The record is from RefSeq and is a predicted model, not a curated record.